Motacilla alba alba is the source of this 2577-nucleotide messenger RNA. It is a transcript of the gene TXNIP, whose product is annotated as thioredoxin interacting protein. Gene Ontology annotation, molecular function: ubiquitin protein ligase binding. The transcript is spliced from 7 exons. Bases 198 to 1481 code for a protein of 427 amino acids. Lineage: Eukaryota; Metazoa; Chordata; Aves; Passeriformes; Motacillidae. Gene Ontology annotation, cellular component: cytoplasm. Gene Ontology annotation, biological process: protein transport. The record is from RefSeq and is a predicted model, not a curated record.
CUCCCUCAGAGCGCUGAGGUCCCGGGGCAGAGCCGCCUGUGGGAACUUCGCAGCGUCUCUAAACAAAGCCUUCGCUCGCUUUUUUUUUUUUUUUUUUCUUUUUAUUUUUAACCUCCGGCGGAUUUUUGUCGCUCCACGGGGAUAAAAUCCUGCAGCCGUUGCUUGAUCAAACCCUUCACCCUCAUCCUACCCCAGCCAUGGUGAUGUUCAAGAAAGUGAAGAACUUCGCGGUGGCCUUCAGCGAGCCCGACAAGGUGUACUGCAGCGGGGACAAGGUGGCCGGGCGUGUGCUGGUGGAGGUGGCCGAGGUGACCCGUGUCACCGCCGUCAAGGUGUUGGCAUGUGGCGUGGCCAGGGUGACCUGGGCCAAGGGCCCGGCCCAGUGCCGGCAGGAGAUGGAGUACCUGCGCUUCGAGGACGUGCUGGCGCUGGAGGAGCAGCCCACGGAUGAGGACGGCUCCGUCAUCCUGAGACCUGGCAACAAGUACGAGUACAAGUUCGGCUUCGAGCUGCCCCAGGGGCCGCUGGGCACCUCGUUCAAGGGCAAGUACGGCUCUGUGGAUUACUGGGUGAAGGCAUCUCUGGAGCGUCCAGCCUGCCCCGCUCAGCAGGUCAAGAAACGCUUCGAGGUGAUGGAUCCUGUGGAUGUGAACACCCCAGAGCUGCUGUCUCCAGUUGCGGCCAAAAAGGAGAAGAAGGUGUCCUGCAUGUUCAUCCCCGACGGCCGCGUGUCCGUCAGCGCCCAGAUCGACAGGAAGGGCUUCUGUGAAGGCGACGAGAUCUGCAUCAACGCCGAUUUCGAGAACACCUGCUCGCGCAUCGUGGUGCCCAAGGCGGCCAUCGUGGCCAAGCACACCUACCUGGCCAACGGGCAGACCAAGGUCUUCUGCCAGAAGCUCUCGUGCGUUCGUGGCAACCACAUCAUCUCGGGCACCUCGGAGUCCUGGCGUGGCAAAACCAUCCGCGUCAAGAAGCUCAAACCUUCCAUCCUGGGCUGCAACAUCCUGAGAGUGGAGUACUUCCUGCAGAUCUACGUCAGCGUGCCGGGCUCCAAGAAAAUCAUCCUGGAGCUGCCCCUGGUGAUCGGGAGCCGCUCGGGCAUCGGCAGCCGCAGCUCCAGCAUGGCCAGUCAGACCAGUUCCGAGAUGAGCUGGGUGGACCUCAACCUCCCGGACGCUCCCGAGGCUCCCCCGUGCUACCUGGACAUCGUUCCCGAGGAUCACCGGCUGGAGAGCCCCACCACGCCCCUGCUCGACGAUCCCGACGGCUUCGACAGCCCCAUCUUCAUGUACGCCCCCGAGUUCAAGUUCAUGCCUCCCCCCACCUACACGGAGGUGAGCGCGGCGCCGGAACGGGAGGGGCCCGGUGGAUCUGGGCUCCCCUGCGUGCAUCGCUCACCCUCCUCCUGCUCCGCGGCUCAGGUGGAUCCCUGCGUGUCCAACAACAACAACGGCGACAACGACAACGCCACCGUGCAGUGAGCGCCGCGCCCGCACCGGGGGUCGCUCCCGUUGGCUUGGACUCGGCUCCGUGCGGGCCGCACAUCUCGGGGGCUCCCGAGGAACAGGGACGCGUUCCCGGGGAGCUGCUGCGUUCCCAGGAAUUCCCGCAUUCCCGAGGAAUUGCUGCAUUCCCGUCCCGAAUCUCCAGGGAAACCCCUCAAGGAUUGGCGGGAGGCUGGGACAGAGCUGGCCCGGCUGUCGGGACACACCCACGGCUCGUCCUCGCCCUGUCGUGACAGGCGACAGGCGGGCAGGGCUGGUUUUCAUGGACUUGUGGCUGCGGCUGCUGCUCUGCGCUGUCCCGCCGAGGGACAGGGACAGGGCGCUGUGGCGCGGUGCCAUCGCGACUCCGUCCUGUCGCGACUCCGUCCUGUCGCGACUCCGUCCUGUCGCGACACGCGGCCGGCGUCGCGGCGUUUUGUACUCCGGUUUUGUAGAUAACUGUUCGGGGAGGGCUGGGGUGGGGGGGAAGCACAAGAAAUGCAAAUUUUGUACCUUUUGCUGGCCCCUGGGGGGCGAAGUUUGUAAUAAAGUUGUGAUAAAUCAAUGACAUUGUGCCCCUGGCUCACGGCUGGCUCGGGGCCGGGAUCGUGGCAGGAACCCCCUUGGAAUCAGGACUGGCAUUUCUUUAUUUUCCCAAAUUCUGGAAUUUUUUGGGGUUUUUUUCCCUGGGAGCAGCCCUGGGGGGGAUUUCCUGGUUUUCCAGAGGGGAAGAAAAAAAAAAAACAAAACAAAAAAGCUGAAUAAAAAAGUAAUAUAAAAGGAGGGGAAAGUGAAACACAGAUCAAAACAGGCUGGGGGAUGGUGCAGAGCGGGGAAACUGAGGCACGAACUGCUUUUCCUGCCUUUUGAGGUUUUUUUGGGAGGGGUUUCCUGGUUUUUCCAGAGGGGAUAAAAGCAAAACAGCUGAAAAAUAAAAAUUACAAAAGGAGGGGAAAGUGAAACCCAGAUUAAAAAAGCUGGGGGGUUGCAGAGUGGGGAAACUGAGGCACGAACUGCUUUUCCUGCCUUUUGGGGCUUUUCUGGGAGGGAUUUCCAGGUUUAUCCAGGGGGAAAAAAACCAAAAAAAUCUGAA